AGGGCCUAAACCAAAAAGAUGUUUAUCUUGACAAUUAGCCCAACCUAACUUUCAUCUCUAUAUCCUUCUUCCAUUCCAACACCAAAUCCCCCAAACACUGAAGUCUCCAAAAUUUGGUUCAUAUGGCUUUGAUUUUUGCCAUUAUUUCUACAUUAGCUCUUCUUGCUCUCACUCUUCUCUUCAAAUUCUACCCCUUCAAAGCCCAAAAAUUGCCUCCUGGUCCUAUAGGAUUUCCCUUUGUUGGUAGUCUCCAUUUAUUAGGAAAGCUCCCUCAUAGAGAUUUUCAUAUAUUAUCCCAAAAAUAUGGACCCAUUAUGCACAUAAAAUUAGGUCUUGUUCCCACAAUCAUAGUCUCUUCUCCUAAAGCUGCUGAACUCUUCCUCAAAACUCAUGACCUUGUUUUUGCAAGCAGGCCCCUUUUAGAAGCCUCAAAGCAAAUGAAUUAUGGGCAAAAGAACUUAGUUUUUGCCCCAUAUGGUCCUUAUUGGCGCAACAUGCGUAAAAUGUGCACUCUUGAAUUGCUUAGUAACCUUAAAAUCAACUCUUUCAUGCCUAUGAGAAAACACGAGCUUGGUUUGUUGAUUGAGUACUUAAAAGAAGUUGCUCACAACAAAGCUGUUGUGAAUCUGAGUGCUAAAGUUACGUCACUUACAACUGACCUUAUUUGUUUGAUGGCAUUUGGGAAGAAAUAUGGAGAUGAAGAGAUUGAUGAAAGGGGUUUUAAAGCUACGAUACAAGAAGGUUCACAAUUAGCUGCUACUCCUAAUUUGGGGGAUUUUUUUCCUUUUAUUGCAAGGUUUGAUGUUCAAAGAUUGAAUAAUCGAAUGCAAUGUGUUCAUAAAGUGUUGGAUGGGUUUCUUGAGAGGAUUGUUAACGAACAUCUUGAGGCUAAGGGUGACAAGAAGACUAAAGAUCUUGUGGAUGUUAUGUUGGAGCUUAUGAAUUUCCAAGAAGAAACUGAUUAUCAGAUUGAUCGCUCUGCUAUUAAAGCUAUAAUGCUGGAUAUGCUAAGUGCAGGAAUGGAUACAUCAGCAACUGUGAUAGGAUGGGCAAUGUCAGAGCUAAUUAAACAUCCACAUAUAAUGAAGAAACUACAAGAGGAAUUAGAAAAUGAAAUUGGUUUGGAUAAGAUUGUGGAAGAAUCAGAUUUAGAAAGAUUAGAGUAUUUGAAAAUGGUGGUUAAAGAAAUUUUCAGACUAUAUCCACCAGCCCCAUUAUUAUUACCCCACGAAUCACUUCAAGACUGUAUUGUUGAUGGCUUUCAUAUACCUAAGAAAUCACGUAUAAUAAUCAAUGUAUGGGCCAUUGGAAGAGACCGAAAUUCGUGGAUUGAUCCUCAUAAGUUUGAUCCUGAAAGGUUCAUAGAUAGUCAAGUGGAUGUGAAAGGAAGAGAUUUCCAAUUGAUUCCGUUUGGAUCUGGUCGAAGAGGCUGUCCUGGAAUGCAAUUAGGCUUAACUUUGGUUCAAUUUGUGUUGGCUCAACUUGUACAUUGUUUUGAUUGGAUGCUUUCAAAUGGUAUGCCAGCUUCUCAAUUGGAUAUGACUGAAGAAUUCGGUUUAACUUGUCCUAGACUUCAUGACCUUAUAGUCAUUCCAAGAUACCGUCUUCGAAUUUAAUAUGCUUUUUUCAAUAAUGAUAGCUUUUAACUUUUAAAGUUGUGUAUGUUCCAA
Molecule: messenger RNA, 1670 nt
Organism: Cucumis sativus (cucumber)
Lineage: Eukaryota; Viridiplantae; Streptophyta; Magnoliopsida; Cucurbitales; Cucurbitaceae
Product: cytochrome P450 CYP736A12
Exons: 2
Coding region: 123-1616 (497 amino acids)
Molecular function (GO): iron ion binding; monooxygenase activity; heme binding
Source: RefSeq, a predicted model, not a curated record